AAGCAUGUAUCAUGCUUGACCCUUUCUCCCAUGCACUUUGCUUGAAUUGAACUUGCCUUAUAAACUAAUUGAGUAUGUGUAGCGGCUGUAUGUGCGUCGUAGCAUAGAGUAAUAAAUUGGGGCAGGCUGUCUCCAAUUAGAAAAUCAGAAGGGUCAAGAUUCUUCGAUAUCUCUAGCGCUUCUUUUCUGUUGACCCGCACUUCGUUGCAAAAUCUCAUUCUUAGCUAUGGCCAGCAGUAUGUUUCUGUACUGGGGCUCGGGCUCCCCUCCUUGCUGGAGAGUCAUGAUUGCCCUGGAAGAGAAGAAUUUGCAGGGCUACAAGCAGAAGCUGCUAUCUUUUGAGAAAAAUGAGCACAAAUCGGAGGCAGUUAUGGCGAUAAAUCCCAGAGGACAGCUUCCCUCAUUCAAGCAUGGUGAUAAUAUAAUUAAUGAAUCCUUUGGUGCCUGUUUAUAUUUGGAGAAUCAGUUCAAGUCUCAGGGCACCCAGCUGAUCCCCGAUUCCCCAGCAGAACAAGCACUGGUUUACCAGAGAAUGUUUGAGACACUCACUCUCCACCAAAAAAUGGCUGAUGUAAUUUAUUAUACGUGGAGGGUUCCUGAGAGCGAGCGUCACGACUCUGCUGUGAAUAGGAACAAGGAGGCUCUGAGUGCCGAGCUGCAGCUCUGGGAGGGCUACUUUCAGAAGAUGGAUGCUGGGUCGUAUGCAGCAGGAAAACACUUUACAAUGGCUGAUGUCUUGGUUUUUCCACAGAUUGCUUAUGCAUUCCGCUUUGGGUUGUCCCUGGAGAAGUUCAUCAAGUUAGGGGAGUACCAUAAUCUAGUGAAGAAGCGCCCCAGUGUCGAGGCUUCCUGGCCACCUCACUGGAAAGAAAACCCCCAGGGGAUGGACAUCCUUAAAGACUUCUAAUUAAGCAUCACCUGUGAGGUUUUAUAAGGACUUUGUCUGCCGUACUGACCAAAAUGUUAUGUAAUUGAUUCAUGUAAGACUCCUGUUUAUAUACAGUAAUACAUAAUUUGUGAAGUGCUUCCUUUUCCGCAUUAAGCUUAAGAAAAUAAGUGUUGUCUUGUAAAGUCUAAUCAAGUUAGAUUUAAAACGGUGUUUGAAAUGAACAGUGCGAUUAGGUUUUUAAACAAAAAAAAGUUUAGAUAUCUAAUUUCAUUUAUAUCACUGAUUUAAAUAAUAGUGCUAAAACUUGCUUGUCAGAAAUUGUUCAAUUGUAGCGUAUAAUUAUAGAAAGUGGUUUACAUGCCAUUGAAAAACUGAAGUCCAAUACUAAAAUAUUAUAAAUGAGAGCACAAGUAAUGUUAAAUAGGUUGUUAUCUACGUAUCGGUGCACUAUAUAUGUUAAUAUAAUUAAAACAUCCUGGAUUUUUUUUUUUUUUUUCUUCCCCCUAACAGUAAAGCUUUCUGUAGAGUUGUCUCUUUCAAUUUAAAACCAUAGUUGAUUAAUGAGCCAAGGUGCGUAAUGAUAAAAUGUAAAGGCACUCUCAGUUAGGUAAGAAAACAUAUUGCAGAGAUAGGUACAGUGACUUGACAGCACCUGUAAAUUGUGUCGUAUUUAUACCUUGUCCUAGCAGCAGCUCAUUGUCUGUGUUUGUUGCUACAGUACAUCAAUCCUCCGUUGCACCGCCCCUCAUUUGACCGUGCCCCCCCCCCAAAAAAAAAAAGACUACACUUCAAUUGCUGCUGCUGCCCUUCCACACAGCCACUGCACAGCCUCGUGCGUGAUGCAAUAAACUAACAUGCUGAACAGUCAUAUAUAUGUACUUCAUAGGUUGAAAGUGAAGUGUCUUUAGUAGGCACUGGAUGUGACUCUUCCAUAGGCCAAGCAUGCAUUCCACAAGGUGUGUUUGUUUUUAUACCAUUGUUGUGAAACUCCUACUGCCUUGAAGUGGUCUGUGCAUAGCCACUGUUGCCAAGUAAAAAUGCCACCAUAUUAUCAUUUUUCAAACUGGGUAUACACUGAUUCUGGAAAAUUCUUGAGCAAUAACUUCGGUGUGCUCAACUUUUUGAUUGAAAACCAUUUUUUCCUGUUCCUGUAUUUUUCAUAAUUCACCUUUGCCGGGUGUCUUUUAGGAAUAUGACAUCCAUCUAUGAAGCCGUUACUCCCAGGUACUGGUUUACUGGCACCUACUAAAUCCACACUUUCCAAAUGAAAAUUUGUACUAGCCAAAAACCUUAAGGUUUGCCAAAACAUGUAAAACAGGAGAAGAGGCUUCUCCUGCCAAGUAACAUUGGUAGCUGUACUACAUAUUCUUCAUACAUCUGAAAAUGAUCACAGACUUUAAUGUAAUUGUAAUAGUUUAUAGGAUAACUUCUGUUUAGAAGUUUUCUUCUUUCUGGUCUUAAAGGAGCACCCCUGUGAUCAUUUACAUAGUCCAAGUAAUCAAAUUUUCUUAAGACUGAGGAAAGACUGGAUUUACAGUAAUCUCAAUUUAAACCUGCCCCCUUGCAGGAUUAAAUUAUGCCCUCAUAUAACACUGGACUAUGUCCAAUUGACCUUUGUGAAAAUAACUUUUUCUAGUCAAGAAUUACCAUACUCCAGGAGUAUUUUAAAUAUUGUGCAUGAAAUUAACUUUUCGUUAAUCUUGAAUAUAUGCAAUUUUUUCCAGGGUCAAUGGUAGACGGGGUCUGUGAAACCGAACAGAAAUGCCUGGGAUUUGUCUGACUCUCCUCGAACCCCUACUCACAACCCUAACGCACAAACCUUAAGCCUAAACCCUAAACCAGGGCUUUUCAACUAGUUUUUUAAGGGGGCCAGAUUGGAGGGGGGAACUUAGCAGGAGGGUCAGAAGUAUUUUACUCUGCACAUUUUUAAGCAGUAUAAUAAAUAUUAUGUAGCGUAAUGUUAGUAUAUUGAACAAGACUUACACAUGUUACCAUAUGAAUAGUACUUUAAUAAUAGAACCGUGUGAGCAUUUAACGGAAAAGUGUAUGUGGCACUUUAAUAGUGUAGAUGUUGUACUAUAAUAUUACUAUUAUAUGUUAGCCUUAGGGCAAAAUUCAGGGGUUGUAGUCUAUCAUUAUUAACCUCCUAUUCAACCCCAAUCUCACACUCCUUCUCCGUCAAGCUGUCUUGCAUAUGCUACGACCCAAUCUCUUUGCAAAAUUUAGAAUUCCAUUCUCUGAUGGAAACUUGGUACCAUCUACUUCUAAUGCAGACUUCUCCCAGCAACCAGACCUACUGUCCCGGCAUUACAGAGAUCAAAACGCUGCAGCAGGCAAUAGUUGUUUUAGUUUACCGUUUAAAUCUACAACUGUUCUCCUCCAGAGCUUCAAAUGCUCCAGCUUGCCUCCAGUACUCAUUGUGGCAGCCAUUUCCACUUGACUUCCUCAGCAAUCUAGUUGUAUGUCUGAUUUACAAUGUCAAUGUUUUUGUUUUUUCUUGGUUGCCCCUUGCUGGCCGGGUGUGGCCCAUGGGCCGCCAAUUGAAGAGCCCUGCCCUAAACCAAUAAAAGAAUUAGCAAAUAAUAAUGAAAUAACAUAAAACUGUCUGAUAAAGUCUCAUCCAUAGUCAUUAUGGAUAAGCAAUAAUACUUGUAUGAAGCAAAUAGUUACAAAUCAGGAAUAUUACAUACCAAUAAUUGAACCUUUUUUGGUUCAAAACUGCUAGUGGUUGGUGAAAAAUAAAAUAAUUGGCAUAAAUGCCAAGGUAGUCCCUACUGUACUUUGGAAAAUAUGGGGAACAGUUCCCUUGUCUAAUAUGGACAUUUCUGUUCAUAUACUAUUCAAGAAUUUUUUGAAAUGAUUUAUUCAUUCCCAGUGAGCAAGAAGACAUCCAUGAGAUCAUCUGAGGAAAGUGUUUAAAAUUAGAAAAUCUUUUCAUCUUUCCAGAUUUAUAUAACUUAGCAGACGUUUGCACUCUGAGUAAAGUACUCUUCUAGCACUGAGCCAUUAGCUGCAAUUUAUUGGAUCAUGUAGUGAGAUUCCCAAUAGGUCAAAUCUUAUAGCGUGAAUGGGUUUACACUUAAAAUGUCCCUUUCAGCAUAUUUUACAAAGGGAUAAACAAUGGCAAUCCAAUAACUAACCUUUAAAGCUGGUGCAGAGUAUACAGUACAGCAUACAGUACACCUAUACAGCAUAUCUAUACUGAGGGCCAUAUGUUUUCCUCAGGGUCUUCUUCAGGCUGUUGAAACUGUAGUUUGUUGAUGAUGUAAGUGAUACCAUAUUGUCAUGAAUAUAAGCUUGUGUACCACAUUCCUUCUAAUUUAAAACUCACUUUUUAAAUCAAUGUUUUCUUCUCAUAAACGGCCUGCAUGUUAAAUUCGAGCAGAGUAUAGUGAUGCAUGUAUUAAAAUCGCCAACAAAAGAUGUGACAGCUCAAGUACACAAACAGUAACAUGACUGGCUGGCAGUUGAAGGGUUCCGUAACAGUUUUCCUGCAGAGCAGACGCUCUCCUCCUACAUGGAAACAAAGUAAGCUUUUGUUCGGCGAAAGCAUGAGGCAUUCAAAGAGAAGCUUUUACAAUUUCAGCAUUUCAUUAUUAGGCUCAGAUCUAAUCAGACCCCCAUAUUU
Polyodon spathula (Mississippi paddlefish) is the source of this 4517-nucleotide messenger RNA. Its product is annotated as glutathione S-transferase A-like. Gene Ontology annotation, cellular component: cytoplasm; mitochondrion. Gene Ontology annotation, molecular function: glutathione binding; glutathione transferase activity; maleylacetoacetate isomerase activity. The record is from RefSeq and is a predicted model, not a curated record. The transcript has 6 exons. Gene Ontology annotation, biological process: glutathione metabolic process; L-phenylalanine catabolic process. Lineage: Eukaryota; Metazoa; Chordata; Actinopteri; Acipenseriformes; Polyodontidae. Bases 227 to 907 code for a protein of 226 amino acids.